Messenger RNA from Python bivittatus (Burmese python), 870 nucleotides. RefSeq names its product distal-less homeobox 3 (gene DLX3). Lineage: Eukaryota; Metazoa; Chordata; Lepidosauria; Squamata; Pythonidae. Gene Ontology annotation, biological process: epithelial cell differentiation; regulation of transcription by RNA polymerase II; embryo development. The record is from RefSeq and is a predicted model, not a curated record. Gene Ontology annotation, molecular function: DNA-binding transcription factor activity, RNA polymerase II-specific; RNA polymerase II cis-regulatory region sequence-specific DNA binding.
AUGAGUGGAUCCUUUGAUAAGAAGAUUACCAGCAUUUUGACUGACAUUUCCAGCUCGCUCAGUUGCCAUGCAGCCACCAAGGACUCCCCUACGCUUCCCGAAUCGUCUAUCACAGAUCUGGGAUACUACAGCACCCCCCAUACUCAACAUGAAUAUUACCCCAGUCAACCUUAUACUCAACCUAUGAAUCACUAUGCAUACCACCCCCAAUUUAACUUCAAUGGGAUUGGGGGGGCUGGAACAUACUCCCCUAAAUCUGAUUACCCUUAUAGCACCUCGUAUAGGCAAUAUGGAUCUUUCCGGGAUCAGCAGUUGUCCAGCCAAGAAACAGUUUCAGUGAAGGAAGAACCUGAACCUGAAGUGCGGAUGGUCAAUGGAAAACCCAAAAAAAUCCGAAAGCCCCGCACAAUUUACUCCAGCUACCAGCUGGCUGCUUUGCAAAGGCGAUUCCAAAAGGCACAAUACCUGGCAUUGCCAGAGAGGGCAGAGUUGGCUGCACAGCUUGGACUGACCCAGACUCAGGUGAAAAUCUGGUUCCAGAAUCGAAGAUCCAAGUUUAAGAAAUUGUACAAAAAUGGAGAGGUCCCCUUGGAACACAGCCCAAAUAACAGUGACUCCAUGGCUUGCAAUUCUCCACCCUCUCCCACUCUCUGGGACAAUAACACUCAUAACAACCCAGCCAGCAGGAGCCAGAUCCCCCAGCCACUCUCUUAUAACUCUCCCCCAAGCUACCUGGAAGAUCACAAUUCUUGGUUCCAUCAUCAGAACCUGAGCGGGCCUCACAUACAACAACAGGGACCUCCGCCCACUUCUGGCUCUAUGCAUCACCCAUCUCCAGGGCCUCCUCCCAAUCCUGGAGCGGUUUAUUAA